AUGACGUCGCUGCUCCCGUUCAUGCCUGUGGAUCUUCCCCGCGUGGACGCACUGGACUCGGAGUCCCCUCCGCGUAAGCGUAUCCCUAAAGAACUCACUGCCCAUGGCACUACUCCGUCAGGCAAGCCUCGGCUAUUCGUGUGCACCACAUGUACGAGAGCUUUUGCCCGCUUGGAGCAUUUGCGCCGUCACGAGCGGUCACACACCAAGGAAAAACCCUUUACUUGUAGCGUAUGCCAGCGCAAGUUUUCACGGCGGGAUUUACUUCUUCGGCACGCUCAGAAGUUGCACGCUGGCUGUGCUGAUGCUGUGAGUCGUUUGAGGCGGAAGCUGCGUGCUGAUGCGAGUGUAGAGCCUGAAGAGCCUCUGCAAGAGCCUGAACAUGAGCCUGAGCCUGAGAUCCACUUCAACUUGGCUUCUUUCGACGAGCGGCGCGACAUUAAGCGUCGCAUGUCACUGCGUGGUCGUGGUGCCUCGUUUUCUGCACAGUCAGGUGGCAACUACGCCAAUGCUGAAGCAUAUGCGCCAGAUUCUGUCGAGUUUUCCACGCCACAACUUCUCCCAACUGGCGAUGACAGCUGGUUGGGCAGCUUGUCCACUAUUCCUGGAAUGGAAAAACGUGAAAGAAAUGGCGAAGGUUUGUUGAGAGAAGGGGGCUUGCUAAGAGACAUCAGCUUGUUGAGAGAUAGAAGCAUGUCUAGGGACGGAAGCAUGGCACGAGACGGGAGCAUUAACGGUGAAGCAUUGGCCAGAGACACUAUGCGCUCCGACCGCUACGACAUGAUAAUGCGGUCCGAUUCUGUGGCUUCUGCAGCAUCCUUUGGUUCCAAUGACGCUGCUCCACCCUUCUCUAUGAACCAAAAUCGCGGUUUUGACGAACCCGACUUUGGUUAUUCUUUCUAUGAUGUGCCCGAUACUGGCCACUUUGCCAAAUCCACACGUCCGCUCUCCCCUAUCCGCCAAGAAGAUGAAGAUGGUGAUCUCACGUGCGAUCCAACCAAUAUGCUUCUUCCAGCCACUGUGACAGAGGGAGUAAACUUUGACCUUGAUUUCUUAAACGACAUUGAUGAGCUUACGCAGGACUUUGAUGUCGGGUCGAAGUUUUUGCCCAAUGGCUACUCCUUUUAUGGCGAUAGCGUGUCCGUUUCUUCAGAUUCAAUGCUGCCUUCGCAACUCGGGCGAGUGGUAUCGCAACCAGGAUAUAACAGGACUCGUCUUUUCACUAAAAACAUGCGCUUAUUGAUCAAUAAAGCGCUCUCCAAGUAUCCAAUAAGCGGCAUCAUGACACCUACGAUCCCGUCUAAUGAGAAGUUGGAGUUUUUCUUGGUCAACUUCAACAAUGUGUUUCUGGCUCACUUCCCCUUCAUCCACCCAUCCAAGUUGAACGAAUACGAAAUGAUGCGCAUGACUGCGGGUGAACUGUCUUCUACAGAGAGUGCAGUAGUUUGCUUGCCUUUGUUGGUGGCUACCAUUGGUGCCUUGAUGGCAAAUAAUAAAAACGAUUCGGAGCAUUUAUAUGAGGCAUCACGCCGUACGAUCCAUAUCUACUUGGAGAACAGAAAGAAUACGGUUUCAGAUCAGUCGGGUCAUACGCUGGCCGUCAACCCGCUCUGGUUAAUCCAAUCUCUUACUUUGUCUGUGAUCUAUGGCUUAUUCUCCGACAAUGAGAACAAUGUAUACAUUGUGAUUCGUCAACUCAACGCAUUGAACUCGUUGGUUAAAACAUCCAUCAAGAGCAACCGCACUACUCUUUUCUCCGUCAACGAAGAAACAGGAAGUAGUCCUGGUGAACUCAGGGCAGCGCAUCAGGAUGCGAAAUUCAAGAGUUACAUCAACAAUCAAUCUCAGAUCCGCAUUGUUUUCAUGAUCUACAAGCUUACAAACUUUCUUUUGAUGAUGUACAACGUGCCUCUCACUUUAAGCGUGAACGAUUUCGGUUCUUUGACAUGCCCUAAUAUUUAUGAUGAAUUCUUGUGGAACUUCUCGUCUUAUAAGGAUUUUGAUGACUAUGCACAUUCAGUGGGCAGCAAAAAUGACUUGGACUUCUACUUGAAUCACAGUGAAAGUGACAAGAUAUUGUUCAAAGAGGUCUUGUUCAAGCUCUCGAAGAGUGAGUUUGACCCGUCUCUCGUUACUCAUAUUUCUACCUUGAGCAAGUAUGGAUUCUCUUCCCUCGUCCAUGGCAUUUUUGAGAUUAAGCAAUACGAAGAAAUGAAAAAUAUCGACGUUUUUUCCAUCUUGGACAACUUGACACUAUUUAUUGACAACUCGAGGAAUAAUAGCGAAGUAUGCUCAUUCGCAAGUUACUCGGGCGACUAUCAAAAGCUAGAUUAUGUAUUAUUGGUAAACUUCACCAAAAUAUGUGCUGUUAUCGAUUUCAAGUUGGUGAAGGAACAAAGCUGGUUACGAAACUAUGAAGAACUCACUAAGAACUACUAUAAUUUCCUCAAAUCGAUGGAGCAAAUUGAAGAUUACCAAUACAUGAGAGUCAUUGAUUGUUGCAUUGUGGUGAUGAAGCUUCUUUUAUUCAAGACAGAACGGGGCGAGAAUUUCGAAACGAAUCCGGAUCGUCCUGUUUUGUUUGAAAACGAACUUUUGUUCCUCUCAAAGAGUGGACCGAAUGAAUUUAACAAUAUGCUCACGAGUUCAUUGCAGCAUCAGUUCAAUACCAGUGCCAAUUUUGAGAAAUUGGUUAACUGGAAAGUUUAUGACGAAGUUGAUUUUUCUAAAAACUCAAUUCAUUCACAAAUGUUGUUCCAUGUCUUUAUCAUCUUAUCUAUAUUUGCUAUCCAGAUCGCGAAGCGCAACCAGUCAGAGUUGAGAACUACCAGAGAUAACCCUACAAGCGACAUCAAACAAUUAAAUCAGCGGUAUAUUCUCGUAUUGCAAUUAUUGUCUAAGGUUGAAGGAUUUUUGCAAGAAAGUUUUCGAAACACGAAAUCGGAACAGGAAAUUGCUAAUCUUUAUCUAUACUCUUCGUUUAAGAGUGAAGAUGUAUUCGCAAACCACGGAACCAAUCAUGGAGGGAACGAGGCAGAUAUCAAUGGGCUCCUUGGAAACCACAAUUACUUUGCCCACAGUUUGGAAAAGUCGCUUUACAUUUUGAAAAUUGGAGAGUUGAUGUUGCGUCAUUUGUACGAGUCUAACAUCAAGAUCUGCAUUUUCAAGAAGCUAAGUGAGAGUCUUAGUCAAGUACGCAAGUUUUUGAUUGACGAUGAAACGCGGAUCCUUGCUCUCUAG
Clavispora lusitaniae ATCC 42720 is the source of this 3240-nucleotide messenger RNA. RefSeq names its product DNA-binding transcription factor (gene ADR1). Gene Ontology annotation, molecular function: DNA-binding transcription factor activity, RNA polymerase II-specific; RNA polymerase II cis-regulatory region sequence-specific DNA binding. Gene Ontology annotation, cellular component: chromatin. Gene Ontology annotation, biological process: regulation of transcription by RNA polymerase II. The record is from RefSeq and is a predicted model, not a curated record. NCBI's taxonomy places the organism in Eukaryota, Fungi, Ascomycota, Pichiomycetes, Serinales, Metschnikowiaceae.